This is a messenger RNA of Adineta steineri, 1032 nucleotides long. The record is from the annotation of a GenBank genome assembly. NCBI's taxonomy places the organism in Eukaryota, Metazoa, Rotifera, Eurotatoria, Adinetida, Adinetidae.
AUGGCAGCUUACUAUACAUAUAAUUUUUUACCACCAAUAUCAUCAGAUUUUGAUUCUCUUUUACAUGACUUUGAACAAGAAUCUAUUUAUGAUUAUCAAACAUUUGCAACUGUAUGGCAAAAACAUAAACUUGAAUUACUUUUUAAAGCUGCAGAUAUACAACCAAAUUCAUUUCGUUUUUUUCUUGAUGAUUCUAUGACAGUAGCUGCUGCUUAUCUCGGUGAAUCAUGGCGGUUACCUAUACAACUUGGUGCACUUUAUUGCUUAUUUACUAUAUAUAUGUAUCAAAUAGAAGAACCAAAAGUUAAAAUUCGUUUGACUAUUGAUACAUGGAAUUCAUUUCUUGAUCAAAUAGAAUCAUCAUCAACAGUACCUUCGGAUGCUAAAAUCAUCUUAUGUAAAUUACUUAAUGAACAUGCUUUUGUUAUGAGUGCAACGAGACAUGAGAUGGGUCCUCGUUUCUUUACAAAAAUGAAUUAUAUGAAAUCCGGUAAAUAUAUGCGUUCAGAUGUUUUACUUUCAUCACGAUUAAAUAUCGAUGAAAAACUUGUCAAAAUGUGUGAAGAAACACAUAAUUUAUAUACAAAAGCAAAAGAUAGUUUAAUUGAAGCAUAUGGUAGUGUAGAUAAUUUACCAAAAGAAUUUACAUCGAUUCGAGCGAAUUUUAUUGAACAAUUGAAACAAGGUCUUGAUAUUGAUAAAACAGAUGAGCAACCAGAAGAAGAACAAGAACAAGAACCAGAACCUGAAACAACAAUACAACGUCGAUCAUCAAUUGGUGAAUCUCGAAGUCGAAUACGAGCAAAAGCUGAAAUGAUUGAUCGACCAACAACUAUCAAAGAUGAAUACGUACUUAAUGAUGAUGAUAUUACUGCUGCUGCUGACGACGACGAGGAUGAUGAUGAUGAUGAAUAUAAUAAGUUUAUGUCUAUGAAUACGACUAAUGUUGUUAAUGAAGUUUCUCAUAAAAAACAGAAAGCAACAAAAUCUAAAACGACAACACGUCGUUCAAGAAAAAAACGAAAUGAAUAA